Molecule: messenger RNA, 375 nt
Organism: Pseudozyma hubeiensis SY62
Lineage: Eukaryota; Fungi; Basidiomycota; Ustilaginomycetes; Ustilaginales; Ustilaginaceae
Product: SSU ribosomal protein S8P
Exons: 1
Coding region: 1-375 (124 amino acids)
Biological process (GO): translation
Cellular component (GO): cytosolic small ribosomal subunit; ribosome
Molecular function (GO): structural constituent of ribosome
Source: RefSeq, a predicted model, not a curated record
AUGCGAUCAAGAUGCGAGGUUCAGUGCUUUGCUGUCCCGAAGCUGCUGGGUCACAGCGUUAACGAAGCCAGGUUACUGAUUUUGACUUUUCAAUUGGUGUUUCCAACCAUGGCAGGCUACAUUGGCGAGUUCGAGGAGGUCGACGACCACCGCUCCGGCAAGGUUGUCAUCCAGCUCAACGGCCGCAUCAACAAGUGCGGUGUCAUCUCGCCCCGCUUCAACGUUCAGCUCGGUCAGAUCGAGAACUGGGUUCAGCAGCUCCUGCCUGCCCGUUCGUUCGGCUACGUUGUGCUCACCACCUCGUCCGGUAUCAUGGACCACGAGGAGGCCCGUCGCAAGCACGUUGCCGGCAAGAUCCUCGGCUUCUUCUACUAA